Penaeus monodon (black tiger shrimp) is the source of this 700-nucleotide messenger RNA. RefSeq lists its product as uncharacterized. Lineage: Eukaryota; Metazoa; Arthropoda; Malacostraca; Decapoda; Penaeidae. Gene Ontology annotation, cellular component: cytoplasm; nucleus. Gene Ontology annotation, biological process: circadian regulation of gene expression; cell differentiation; negative regulation of transcription by RNA polymerase II. The coding region runs from base 38 to 511 and encodes 157 amino acids. The transcript has a single exon. The record is from RefSeq and is a predicted model, not a curated record. Gene Ontology annotation, molecular function: protein dimerization activity; transcription regulator activity.
CUCUUCAGUUCACCAGUGCAAUCCUUUGUCUGAAAAGAUGAACUGCAUCAACAAUGGAACUAUGGCCGCCAUGGCAGCAGCCCUGGCCGCCAACUCCACCAUGUCGUCCGAUAAGGCAGAGAUGCGACUCUACCUUGACAGACUCAAGGCCAUGGUACCUCAGUGUCCCAAGAAUCGCAAGGUGUCCAGACAGGAGCUCCUCGAACACGUCAUCAACUACAUCAGCGACCUCGAGGACACCCUCCAGUCAGACUCUGAUUCCGAUUCCGACAGUCCUCCAGCGAGUCCUACCAGUGACUUCAGCUUCAGCGACUCCUUCAACCAGUACGCCCAGUAUGAUGGCUACAAUCAUCAGUCUCAGUUAAGUGGCUACACUCAAGAGUCUCAUCUCAGCGGUUACAGUCAGCAGCCCCAGUUCGGAGAUUCCUUCAAGCAGCAGCCCCAGUACGGCGGUUACGGAACGCAGCCUCACCUGUAUUCCCAGCAGCAGUACAGCCAAGAAAUUGCAUGAUGAUGGAGGACUCCCAGGGAAGCAGCGGCUACACCAAGCAGUACGGAAGCAGUUCAGCGAAUUACCCACUCGGCUACUCGACCCAAAGCAUGGAGAUGGAUACUUACGGCUUUGGAUAUUAAUACCAAUCGUUAAAUUUCAUUGUGUACAUACUAUCACCUCAUUUCAUUUCCAGAAAAUUAUACAUUG